This is a messenger RNA of Fraxinus pennsylvanica, 375 nucleotides long. Lineage: Eukaryota; Viridiplantae; Streptophyta; Magnoliopsida; Lamiales; Oleaceae. The record is from the annotation of a GenBank genome assembly.
AUGGAAUUGGAUAUGCAAUUCGUGGACAAUGAGACUGGUUUAAAGUACAGUCUACCUGCUGCUAAAUCUGUAGUGGAGAACCUGCCUUCAGUGGUGUUAUCAAAGGAGGUAACUGGGGCAAGUAAUAAUGUAGUUGUCUGCGUGGCUUGUAAGGAUGAGGUUGCAAUAGGAAAAAAGGUCACUAGAAUGCCUUGUAGCCAUCUUUAUCAUGGGGACUGCAUUUUUCUGUGGCUCAGGAUCAGGAACACAUGCCCAAUUUGUAGGUAUGAGUUGCAUACAGACAAUGUGGGUGAUGAAAAAAUGAGGAGUGAUCAUAGGAUUACUGCUAGCUUCCUUAAUGUUUUGCGGGUGAGAUACAAUGAACUUUUGGCUUGA